GAUUUCCCGGGAAAUGAAAUUUAGCAGCGAUGAACAGAAGUUUAGAAGAAAAAUUGUGAUCCGCUUCAGCUCACUCCAUUCUUUGAUUGUUUCUGUGUGUAGAUUCUUUUAUAUAAGUUGCUGCAAAUUUCUCCUGCAAUUUAAUAUUACUAAAUUCUUGUUUUCUCCAUCCGUUGAUACUUUCCGGUAAACGACGGAAAAUGGACAUGGUCAUAACGGGAAUUAGACCUCACGCGUAAGGAUUUAAUUAAACCCCUCUUGGGAAGUCAAAAAAAUAUCCCUUGAGAUGGAAUCAAAGUCUUCGUUCUUCGAUUCAAGGAGGAACUUACAUGUUUCAAGUUGGUUUAGUUUGAAGACUUGGGGAAUUUCAGCUGGGGCUGAAAGUGGCGGUCUGUAUUGGUGUUUGACUAAAUUUUGUGUUGGUCCUGGAGAAAAUGAGGACUGAAAACCGAAAGAGGAAGCUGCGCCUAAGCAAGAUCUAUUCAUUUGCUUGUGGAAGAGCAUCAUUGAAAGAUGAAGAUCAUUCACAAAUUGGGAUGCCCGGGUUCUCCCGGGUGGUUUUCUGUAAUGAUCCUGAUUGUUUGGAGGUUCGAAUGCGUAAUUAUGUUAACAAUUCCAUCAGGUCUACAAAGUAUACACCCAUCAAUUUUUUGCCCAAGUCCUUGUUUGAGCAGUUCAGAAGGGUGGCUAAUUUUUACUUCUUGGUUGCUGGAAUACUAGCCUUCACUCCUCUUGCUCCUUUUACUGCUGUCAGCGCAAUUAUCCCUCUUAUUGCAGUCAUUAUCGCGACUAUGAUUAAAGAAGGUAUUGAAGAUUGGCGACGACAGGCACAGGAUAUUGAGGUAAAUAAUAGAAAGGUUAAGGUUCAUCGAGGCAAUGGAGUCUUUGAUUUUACUGAAUGGAAAACUUUGAGGGUCGGAGAUAUAAUGAAGGUUGAAAAGGAUCAAUACUUUCCAGCCGACCUUCUUUUAAUUUCAUCAUGCUAUGAGGAUGGAAUCUGUUACGUAGAAACGAUGAACCUUGAUGGGGAAACAAAUCUGAAGGUAAAGCAAGCAUUGGAUGUAACUGCAUUUGCAAAUGAGGAUUCUAGCUUCCGUGAUUUUAAGGCUACAAUCAAAUGUGAAGACCCAAAUGCAAAUCUUUAUACCUUUGUUGGAAGCAUGGACUUUGAAGAGCAACAAUAUCCACUUUCUCCACAAAAUCUUCUCCUGAGAGACUCCAAACUCCGAAACACAGAAUAUAUAUACGGGGUUGUUGUCUUUACUGGUCAAGAUUCAAAGGUUAUUCAAAAUUCUACUGAUCCGCCUUCCAAGAGAAGCAAAGUUGAGAAGAAGAUGGAUAAAAUCAUAUAUCUUCUGUUUUGCAUUCUAUUCAUGCUGGCAUUUAUUGGAUCUAUAGUCUUUGGCGUCAUGACUAAAGAUGAUCUGAAAAAUGGGAGGACAAAGAGAUGGUAUCUUAGACCAGAUGAUUCUACUAUUUUCUUUGAUCCCAAGAAUGCACCAGGUGCUGCAAUUUUUCACUUUCUGACUGCACUGAUGUUGUAUAACUACUUUAUCCCUAUAUCAUUGUAUGUUUCUAUUGAAAUUGUCAAAGUUCUUCAGAGUAUCUUCAUCAAUCAAGACAUUCACAUGUACUAUGAAGAAGCUGACAAACCAGCACAUGCCCGCACCUCCAAUUUGAAUGAGGAACUUGGUCAAGUUGACACUAUACUCUCUGACAAGACUGGCACUUUGACCUGUAACUCAAUGGAGUUUAUCAAGUGUUCUGUGGCCGGAACAGCUUAUGGCAGUCGUGUCACUGAAACUGAGAGAGCUAUGGAAGGCAGAAAUGGUAUGCCAAUGCUUAAUGGUAAUGGCAAUGGAAAUAUCUAUAAGCACAAUGAGGAUGCUACAGAUACAAAUCCCUCUGUGAAAGGCUUUAAUUUUAAGGACAAAAGGAUUAUGAAUGGAAACUGGGUUAAUGAACCUCAUGCAGAUGUCAUUCAGAAGUUCUUCCGCCUCCUUGCAACUUGUCAUACAGCUAUUCCUGAUGUGGAUGAAAACACAGGAAAGGUUUCGUAUGAAGCUGAAUCGCCAGAUGAAGCAGCAUUUGUAAUUGCUGCCAGAGAAGUUGGUUUUGAAUUCUACCAGAGGACACAGACAAGUAUAUCAAUUCGUGAAUUGGAUCCUAAAUCUGGAAGGAAGGUCGAAAGGUCAUAUAAGCUUUUAAAUGUUUUGGAGUUUAAUAGCGCCCGAAAGAGGAUGUCUGUCAUAGUUAGAGAUGAAGAAGGGAAGAUACUAUUACUAUGCAAAGGUGCUGACAGUGUCAUGUUUGAGAGGCUUGCGAAGAAUGCUACCAAAUUUGAAGAGAAAACGAAGGAGCAUAUCAAUGAAUAUGCUGAUGCAGGCCUACGGACCUUGGUACUUGCUUAUCGUGAACUUGAUGAGGAGGAAUACAAGGAAUUUGAUGGGAAAUUCUAUGAAGCGAAGAAUUCAGUUAGUGCAGAGAGAGACUCAAUGAUUGAUAAAGUAACAGAUCGCAUUGAAAGGAAUUUAAUUCUUCUUGGUUCCACAGCAGUUGAGGACAAGCUUCAAAAUGGGGUCCCUGAAUGCAUAGACAAACUUGCUCAAGCUGGGAUUAAGAUCUGGGUUUUGACUGGGGACAAGAUGGAGACUGCAAUCAAUAUUGGUUUUGCUUGUAGUUUGCUUAGACAAGGAAUGAAACAGAUUAUUAUCACUCUGGAGACACCAGAAAUUCAAGCCUUAGAAAGGACGGGAGACAAGGAUCUGAUCACUAAGGCAUCAAAAGAAGGUAUUGUCCACAAGAUAACUCGGGCAAGAUCUCAGCUCACUGCAUCAAGUGGAAGCUCUGAGGUUUAUGCAUUGAUAAUUGAUGGGAAAUCACUUACUUAUGCUCUAGAGGAUGAUGUGAAGAAUGCAUUCCUUGACCUUGCAAUUGGAUGUGCGUCUGUUAUUUGUUGUCGCUCAUCUCCAAAGCAAAAGGCAACGGUCACUAAGUUGGUUAAACUUGCAACGGGGAAAACAACAUUAGCAAUUGGUGAUGGUGCAAAUGAUGUUGGGAUGCUUCAAGAAGCAGAUAUUGGAGUUGGAAUCAGUGGUGCCGAAGGGAUGCAGGCAGUCAUGUCGAGUGAUAUUGCAAUUGCUCAGUUCAGAUAUUUGGAGCGUCUUCUACUUGUGCAUGGACAUUGGUGUUACAGGAGAUUAUCAUCAAUGAUUUGCUACUUUUUCUACAAGAAUUUCACAUUUGGUUUUACGCUUUUCUUAUAUGAGGCAUACGCUUCGUUCUCUGGACAACCUGCAUAUAACGACUGGUUUAUGUCACUCUACAACGUCGUGUUCUCAUCUCUGCCAGUUGUGGCUCUCGGGGUGUUUGACCAAGACGUGUCUGCAAGAUACUGCCUCAAGUUUCCUAUGUUGUACCAACAAGGUGUGCAGAAUGUCCUGUUCAGCUGGGUUAGGAUACUCGGCUGGAUGUUUAAUGGUCUGUGUAGUGCGUUGAUCAUUUUCUUUUUCUGCACAAGUGGAAUGCAGCAUCAAGCAUUUAAUCCCGAAGGGAAAACCGUGGGGAGGGAUAUUCUCGGAGCAACGAUGCUGUCAUGUGUUGUUUGGGUUGUCAACUUGCAGAUGGCACUCUCUGUUAGCUACUUCACUUUGUUACAACAUAUUUUCAUCUGGGCUUCAAUCCUUAUCUGGUACCUUUUUCUGAUGAUAUAUGGAGCCUUUCCUGCCAGCAUUUCGACAAAUGCAUAUCGCGUGUUUCUCGAAGCCCUUGCUCCUGCUGCAUCUUAUUGGGUUCUCCUGAUAUUUGUGGUGAUCUCUACUCUCACUCCAUUCUUCAUAUACUCAGCAUUACAGUUGAAUUUCUUUCCCAUGUACCAUGAAAAAAUACAAUGGAUAAGGCACGAUGGUCAGGGGCAGAUAGAUGAUCCCGAGUUUGUCAAUAUGGUCAGGCAAAGCUCGUUGAGACCAACAACUGUGGGCUUCACUGCUCGGUUGGCAGCCAGAAUAAGAAGAGAAAAAUCAUAGUAUGUUCUUUCUCAGAGAUGCAGAUUGAUUGCUGUAUGUUUAUAUUUGGAAGUUGCUACAUUGACUGAUUUGUACAGAUGCAUCAAUCUGCUUUGUGAUGCAAUGAUUGGAAAGUUAUUAUUCUUGGCUUCCUCGUAAGGAAGGAUUUUGUUCAAAAUUAUCAUGUACUUUGUACAAUAGACAGCUCAGAGAUCAGCUAUAGUUCAUGUCUUUAUGCCAGAAUAAUCAGCUGCCCUCCUUGUGGUUCUUUAA
This is a messenger RNA of Benincasa hispida (wax gourd), 4277 nucleotides long. RefSeq names its product putative phospholipid-transporting ATPase 9. Gene Ontology annotation, biological process: phospholipid translocation. Gene Ontology annotation, molecular function: ATPase-coupled intramembrane lipid carrier activity; ATP hydrolysis activity; ATP binding. NCBI's taxonomy places the organism in Eukaryota, Viridiplantae, Streptophyta, Magnoliopsida, Cucurbitales, Cucurbitaceae. The record is from RefSeq and is a predicted model, not a curated record. Gene Ontology annotation, cellular component: plasma membrane.